Molecule: messenger RNA, 2030 nt
Organism: Papaver somniferum (opium poppy)
Lineage: Eukaryota; Viridiplantae; Streptophyta; Magnoliopsida; Ranunculales; Papaveraceae
Product: F-box/LRR-repeat protein At4g14096-like
Exons: 5
Coding region: 434-1654 (406 amino acids)
Source: RefSeq, a predicted model, not a curated record
CUGAUGAGCUGACUCGGUUGAACCUUCUUUUGGCAACAAUAACGCUUCAAAAUAAAAAAUAAAAAUACCCUAUUUAAAGCUGAAAUAAUUUCUAACUUUUCCCCUAAUUUUGAUGAUUGCAGUAUUCGGUUUCCAUGCUAUCAGCCUUUCUUUUAUUCUGAAUUGGACCCCGAUUCUUCCAAUUUGGCACAAAAUUUCAUCUGCAGGCAGAUAUUCAGAAAAGUCGAAAGCAUGGAUUUUAAUAAUCAUAAGCUAUUGAAGGGACCAAACAGCAUGACUGAGGCUAAAGAUUUGAUCAGUGACUUACCUGACUCACUUCUUCACCAUAUUAUUUCCUUCCUUGAAAUCAAAACUAUGGAAUUACAUCUAGACCUCUAUCCCUACUCUUGAUUUCAAACACUGGUUUCCCUCUUCUUUGGAAACCAAUAAAUUCAUGGAUUUUCUUGAUGGAACAUUGCAUCGUCAUAAUAUAUCAAACGUUCAGAAAUUCUCUCUACUCUGGAAUACACACUUGAAUGAGUCUCGGGUUAAUUCAUGGAUCUCUAAUUUGAUAAGGCUUGAGAUUCAAGAGCUCAGUCUAUUUUUAGAACAAGGAAAACCAUUCUCUGUUCCAUUGUCUCUUUGCAGUAGUGCAUCAGUCCUGUCGUUGACACUAGAAAUAACCCCUAACAUCUACUUCCCUAAAGAUAUCUCUUUUCCAAGACUCAAGCGCCUUCACCUUUAUGGAGUCAAAUUUACCAGCAACUGCUGGAAUGAGCAAUUCUUUUCCACUUGCGCUGUUCUUGAAGAUCUUGUAAUUGGAUUCUGCAAUUGGAUUGAUGUGAGCAGUUUCUGUAUUUCAAAUCCCACACUGAAAAUCUUGAAAAUUCUUAAUCGGCAAGAAAAUGAAGAUGGUUUUAGAGACUGUGCUCUCAAAAUUCAUGCACCAAAUUUGGAAUAUCUCACCUACAAAGGAAGGGUUGCAAAAGAAUAUCUUUUGUCUAGAUUUCGGAAUCUGGUUGAAGCCAAAAUUGACUUCGAAGACGAUUAUGGUGCAACAAGAGAGCAAAAGAUUGGUCAAGUUGCAGCUGUACGUAAGUUUGUCCGAACGCUUUCACGUGUAAACUAUCUAUCAAUUUCUGAUCGAACUCUACAGAUUCUCUCCAUUGCAAACGGCUUCGUGAGAAAUUUGCCAACAUAUCAUUAUUUGUUCAAGUUGAACCUGACUCAGAAAACAACCACUGAUAAUGCACUCAUUGCUUUCCUCAAAACAGCACCUAAUCUGGAGUUUAAAGGGUUUACUGAUGAUGAGGUUGACGACGAGGAUAAUGAUGAAGGUGAAGACAACCACGAUAUUGAAGACAAUAACUUUGGCACUGCUGAGGGCGAAGACAACAAUGACAAGGGAAACAAUGCUUGGGAGAUUGAUACGGUGGCCACUAGAUGUAUUUUUCUACAGCUCAAGUCAGUUAGCUUUAAAAACUUUUCUGGCGACCCAAGGGAGAUUAGGUGGGUGAAACUAAUUUUGAGGAAUGCAAGAACUCUGGAGACAAUGAUGAUUUACGGUGAUCGCAGUCUUGAUAUGGAAAGCGAACAAGUAAUAAUGGCAGAGUUAUCGAGUCUUCCAAGAGCCUCAGCAAGUUGUGUGUUCAAACUCUAUUCUCACCCGGGUUAGAAGGUUUCAUUUCCACUGUCACAUACUGGCGGCGAAGGUUAUCACAGAGUAAUUGAAGAGGUGGCCAAUAGUAUCUGCAUUUCCAAAUUCAGGGAAAUUAAAUUUGUGAUAAAAUUCAAUAUCAGGAAGUAGCUUCCUCUCUGUUUGUGUUUUGACCAGUCCGUCUCGAGGACUUCUCCAUGUGGAAUUAUGUGGUGUACAGAAGCUUACAAGAUUCAGUAAACUAACAAUUCACCAAUGCAGAAUAAAGAGAAAACAUGGUGACUGAAAACUUUCAACAGUAUCUAUUUCAUUUUGUGUCUUUUAAUCUCUGUAAUAUCUGGAAACUUCAGUUCAAAGAAAAGUGGAUUAUGUUCACUUUUUAUUUCGCUUUUAA